Molecule: messenger RNA, 2490 nt
Organism: Aedes aegypti (yellow fever mosquito)
Lineage: Eukaryota; Metazoa; Arthropoda; Insecta; Diptera; Culicidae
Product: F-box/LRR-repeat protein 15
Exons: 4
Coding region: 211-2310 (699 amino acids)
Biological process (GO): SCF-dependent proteasomal ubiquitin-dependent protein catabolic process
Cellular component (GO): SCF ubiquitin ligase complex
Molecular function (GO): protein binding
Source: RefSeq, a predicted model, not a curated record
GACUCUCGCCUAGAAUGUGUAUCAUAGAGUUGAAAGUCUCAGCUGUCAUCGAUACCGAUGCUGCUAUUUUGAUAAACGCAAUAGUCGGGAAUCGAUAAUUGUUACAUUCGCACGUAUCAGCUUUCCUGAUUCCGUGAGAAAUAAUUUGCAAAAGUCAAGUGUCCAUUACGUUACCAUACAUCAAGCGUCAAACACAAAUUAGCUAUUGAAAUGGAGCAAUAUUUUAUAGACGAUUUUGGGCCCAAAUAUAGUGAUUUGCCAAUGGAGAUCUUGGUCAAAAUAUUUGGAUAUCUGAACCCAGGAGAUAGAUUUGCUGUAGGGCUGACCUGCAAACGAUGGCUGGAAGCGACACAAUACCAGCACUUUAUCAACGAUGUUUGUCUCAAUUUUUACAAAACCCAUUUCAACGACACUUCCAGCCCAGUAGUUUACCUGUUGAAAAGCAUUCGAAACUUUCAGAAUAUUUCUUUCACUCAAGUGGAUUUCAAUGAAACCGAGCAAUUUUUUUCCCGAUUUGGUUCAUAUAUUCACGAACUCAACUUUAAAGUUUGUGACAUUCGAGAAAAAACGUUCAUCUGUAUGUUAAUGAUGGUACCUAAUCUACGUACUUUAAGAGUGGAAGGUUGUAGAGAAUUAUUAAUGUCAGGAAGAUUAUUUGAACCUGGACCAGAUCAACAAAUAUUAGCUAGUACAUUGGAAAAUGUUACCAAGCUCAGCUUAGGCUUCAACCGCUACCUAUCUGAUGCUUUGUUUAAACGCAUAGUAUUAUUGAUGCCAAACUUGGAAGAUUUAGAUCUAACCAGUUGUUCUAUUUCAUUUCACAAAGGGCUCUACCGCAAAUUUUAUCCUGGUUGCCCAGAUGAUGCUUCAGAGAAUGUUUUGACAUUUUAUUAUAUUGCGCAAUUUAUCGAACGUCAAGCUCAUAAAUUGAAGAAAUUAAAUUUCAGUUCUACUCUGAUCGAUGGCGAUGCUCUUGAGGUGUUAGCUGGCUUUAGUUCGCUAAGGCUUGAAAGCUUUGAUUUGAAUUCAUGUGAUCAGUUAACAAAUCCUGGUAUAACGGCCCUAGCUCAGGCUAAAACUACGCUUCAACAUCUGGAUUUUUCGAAAUCAGUACGGUUUACAGACUCUUGUUUGCAUAAAAUUUGUCAUCAUUUGCCGAACCUAGUUUCACUGAAAGUUCGGCGCUGUCGGGCCUUGACGGAUCUUGGAAUAACAGAAAUAGUACGAUUGGAAAAACUUCAAGUGUUGGACAUUUCUGAAUGUGAAUCUGUAACGGGACAAGGUAUUAUUAAAGGUAUCGCUUCCAAGUUGAAUCCCAUGUUACUCGAACUUUAUGUCAGCGCACUAAAUCUAUGCGAGAGCUCGGUAACAAAAAUUGCACAAUGCUUUCCUUCGUUACGAGUGCUUGAUCUGAGUUACUGCUUUCAUUCAGUGUCAGAUCUUUGCUUGCAAAUGAUAUUCAAAAAUUUAAUAUGGUUGAGACAUCUGAACCUAGAUUGCUGUGAUAAGAUAUCAGAUAGUGCUAUGACUGGUGUAGGAAUGUUGCAAAAAGUUCAAGAUUUCGAAAUAAACAAGACAACGGUAGUCCAACCUGUAACACCUAGUAGUUCUGCUAGUGACGAAAUUGAUCAGAUGCCACCGAUUUGUAAUCGGCCACCAACAGGCAAUAUAUCAGAAGAGCCUUUUAGAAUUUCUCUUCGUAGUAAGGCAGAGCAAGAGAUCGUUAAUGAUGCGUUGCGGAAAAGAGCUAUGAUGGAGAUAUGUCAACAAAACGAAUUCCACAAAGAUGAUGCUAGUACUGGAUACUCUAUCGAUCGUCUUAAAGGAUUGCGAGUGCUACGGCUAUCUCAGUGCAAUAAGUUAUCAGAUAUUUCUUUGAUGUAUGCUUUCAAGUUAACGGAAUUGAAAGAAAUAAGCUUGGCAAAAUGUCAGCAAAUAUCUGGGGUGGGCAUAAAAUCAUUAGUGCAAAACUGUCCAUCCCUUGAAGUUGUGGACUUAAGCGAAUGUCAUAACGUAAAUGAUAAAGCAAUUGAAAUGAUCGCCAUUCAUUUAAGACGCCUGCAGACUUUGUCUCUUGAACGAUGUUUCCAACUUUCAGAUUUCAGUUUGGACUAUAUUGCGAUUCAUUGUAAAGCACUGCGGACACUGGAUGUAAGAGGCUGUCGCAAUAUGUGCGCUGAACCAAAUCUACGGCUAGUCAAUGUGCCCACUCUUCGGACUGUUCACGCCAGCAAACCCGGUCCUUAUAUGGGUGAACCAGGUUAUUUUGUGAAGAAACCACCCCCACCUCCGAUGCCAAAACGUAUUUAAUAUUUAAUAUUACUCGAUGCUGGUGGAUUGUUGAUUGUUGUUUUGAUACUGAUUAUUUAUUUCUUAUUGUUUUAAAUAUUAUUUUCACCCAGUAUUUUGUAAUUGUAUUUGCUCAUUUAUUGUUGUUAUGAAUCAAACAUUUGUAUAAAACAUGAAUAAACAAACGAAUUUACUUGUGAA